Lathyrus sativus (Indian pea) is the source of this 1263-nucleotide messenger RNA. The record is from the annotation of a GenBank genome assembly. NCBI's taxonomy places the organism in Eukaryota, Viridiplantae, Streptophyta, Magnoliopsida, Fabales, Fabaceae.
AUGGGUUGCGUUUCCUCUAAACUCAUCAAAAAAGACAUCAACGAAGAAAAUGGUUACCUUAACCAUGUUGUUUCUCUCACUUCCUCUACCUACGGAGCACUCAGUCUAGACAAGAACAACAACAUCGUCAACAACAGCAAUGACUCUUCAGAUUCCAAUGUUUCACAAGUUUCGGAAACUGAACCAGAAACAGUGUCGAAACCAAACCCAUCACCAUCCCCAUCACCAACACAGAAAAAUCCAGAAACAGAAACUGUCAUUAACAUCAAUGCUUGGGAACUCAUGGAGGGUCUUGAAGAAGGAGUGCCGGUUUCGAGUAUCCCCAAGAAAAGCCCUAAAUCCGCACCUUUUCUUCGUGGGUUUUUGGCUUCUGAUACAAGAAGUCCUUUGAAGUUUCUUAAUCAAUUCGGGUCACCGAAAACCACACUCAAGAAAUCCUCGGGGAAGGAGAAUAAGAUUCAAGUUACUAACAUGGUUAGAGGCGGUGUUCGUCGUUUGGAUUAUAGUUAUAGUCCUAAGGGGAUUUUAAAAUCUGCAGCAAAUUCAUCUCCUAAGAAUUCGAGUUUUUCUGUUAAAGGUUCUCCAUUUUCUGCCAAAAGAAACAGUUUUGGGAAUGAGAGAAAGAGCACUGGUUCUGUUUUGGUUUCUAGUCCUUUGUUUGAACCGGAACUUGUUGAAUCCUAUGAAAAGGAAGUUUCAGAAGAGGAAGAACAAAUCAAGAGAAUUGUUUUUGCUACUCCCAAAAAAACACGAAGAGCGAGAAAAUCUCUUGACUCAAUCACCCUUUUGAAUGUAUAUGAGAACAAGUGUCCUCCGCGAGGAGAAAAUUCUGUUGUGAUUUACACAACCACUUUAAGAGGAAUCAGAAAGACAUUUGAGGAUUGCAAUAAAGUUCGAUCGAUCAUUGAAUCUUACUGCGUAUGUUUGCGCGAGCGCGACGUGUCUAUGGAUUCCGGGUUUAAGGAGGAAUUGAAGAAGCUAAUGGGAAUGAAACAAGUUCAAGUUCCGGUAGUGUUUGUGAAGGGAAGAUUUAUUGGAGGAGUUGAUGAGGUUGUGAAACUGGAAGAUGAGGAGAAAUUGGGUGUUCUUUUGGAAGGGAUUCCGGAGGCAUUAGGAGUUUGUGAAGGGUGUGGAGGAAUGAGGUUUGUGAUGUGUAAGGAAUGUAAUGGAAGUUGUAAGGUUUUGGAUGAGAAGAUGAAGAAAAGUGUUAAGUGUGGUUAUUGUAAUGAGAAUGGGAUUAUUCGUUGUUCUAUAUGUUGUUGA